This is a messenger RNA of Megalops cyprinoides (Indo-Pacific tarpon), 774 nucleotides long. RefSeq names its product ras-related and estrogen-regulated growth inhibitor-like protein. Gene Ontology annotation, molecular function: GTP binding; GTPase activity. The record is from RefSeq and is a predicted model, not a curated record. The transcript has 5 exons. Bases 1 to 618 code for a protein of 205 amino acids. Lineage: Eukaryota; Metazoa; Chordata; Actinopteri; Elopiformes; Megalopidae.
AUGAAUGACAUCAAACUGGCUCUGCUGGGCAGCGAGGGAGCAGGGAAAUCUGCUGUCCUGGUGAGGUUCUUGACCAAGCGAUUCAUCGGGGAGUAUGCCUCCAAUGCCAACUCCUUAUACCGUAAAAGGCUCUCCAUUGAUGGCAGACAGUUGAACCUAGAGGUUUUUGAUCCAUGUUCUCAGGUGGAGGAGAGCAGAUGCAUUCUGGAGGAGCCAGUGGAAUGGGCUGACGGCUUUGUCGUGGUGUACAACAUCAGUGACCGCACGUCCUUCCUAAAUGCCAAAAACAUCCUGCGGCAGAUCAGAGAAGCCCGCACGGAGAGCUGCAAGGGUGAGCUGGAGGUGCCCAUCUGCCUGGUGGGGAACAAGCAGGACCUGUGCCAUGCCCGACAGGUGUGUGAGGAGGAGGGCCGAUCCCUGGCUCAGGAGAAUAAAUGCCACUUUCAGGAGGUGUCGGCAGCAGAGAACUACCAGGAGAUCGUCAACCUCUUCACCAAGCUCAUCCGCCAUGUGAUGGAGCACCUGAAGCACCGGGCUGACCGGCGGCGCUACAGUGGCUCUAAGUCCAUGGCCAAGCUCAUCAACAACGUCUUUGGGAAGAGGAGGAAGUCUGUGUGAGGCUGGUAGGGUGGUAAGGGACAGUGCCCACUGCAGGGCUGGCCCCUCAAGUGGCCUCAACCAGUCUUUACAGGGAGAGAUGGACAACUACCUUCUUGAUUAAGCUGGUCCUGCCACAUCCACCUCAUGACAAUGACCCUCCUGUGAAGGCAAUGA